AUGCAUGGUCGUCGUCCUGAAAGAGAAGAUCGUGAACAAGAAUCAUUAACACGUAUCGCUAUAGUCAAUAAUGAUCGAUGUAAACCAAAAAAAUGUAAUCAAGAAUGUAAACGUUCAUGUCCAGUUAAUAGAACUGGAAAAUUAUGUAUUGAAGUAACACCUGAAUCAAAAAUUUCACAUAUAUCAGAAGAAUUAUGUAUUGGUUGUGGUAUUUGUGUUAGACAAUGUCCAUUUGAUGCAAUAACAAUUAUUAAUUUACCAAGUAAUCUUGAUAAAGAUACAACUCAUCGUUAUGGACCUAAUGCAUUUAAAUUACAUCGUUUACCAACACCACGUCCGGGACAAGUUCUAGGUCUUGUUGGAUCUAAUGGUACAGGUAAAACAACAGCAUUACAAGUAUUAGCUGGAAAAUUAAAACCUAAUUUGGGAAAAUAUUCGUCACCACCGGAUUGGCAUGAUAUAUUAAAAUUUUUUCGUGGUAGUGAAUUACAAAAUUAUUUUACAAAAAUUCUUGAAGAAAAUCUUAAAGCUAUACUUAAACCACAAUAUGUUGAUCGACUUCCAAAAGCUACACAAGGUACUGUCCGUGAUUUAAUGAGUAAAAAAAAUGAAUUGGGUAAUCAAGCUGAAAUAGUAGAAUUAUUUGACUUAUCAAAGGUGAUUGAUCGACAACUAUCUGAUUUAUCAGGUGGAGAAUUACAAAGAUUUGCAUGUGCUUAUGUUUGUAUACAAAAAGGAGAUAUAUUUAUGUUUGAUGAACCUUCAAGUUAUCUUGAUGUUAAACAACGUUUAAAAGCUGCUUUGGCUAUUCGAGAUAUUAUUCGACAAAACCGGUAUAUUAUUGUUGUUGAACACGAUCUUUCAGUAUUGGAUUAUUUAUCUGAUUUUAUUUGUGUUUUAUAUGGUUCACCUGGACAUUAUGGUGUUGUUACUAUGCCUUUUUCUGUUCG
Molecule: messenger RNA, 950 nt
Organism: Adineta steineri
Lineage: Eukaryota; Metazoa; Rotifera; Eurotatoria; Adinetida; Adinetidae
Source: the annotation of a GenBank genome assembly